This is a messenger RNA of Xyrauchen texanus (razorback sucker), 2721 nucleotides long. Its product is annotated as methyltransferase-like 26. Bases 219 to 965 code for a protein of 248 amino acids. The record is from RefSeq and is a predicted model, not a curated record. The transcript has 6 exons. Lineage: Eukaryota; Metazoa; Chordata; Actinopteri; Cypriniformes; Catostomidae.
UCGAAUUUCCUCUCAUUCAUUUUAAUACAAGUGUUCCGUCUCGGGCGAAGCAGUCUUUGAUUUCGUUCUAAAUAUUGUUACACUCUAGCGAAGAUUAUUCUUUACUGAAACUAACAGGGACUCUACACGUAGAUAAGUUUUGCCAUCUUGCGGUUUUUGCGUCGUCAUGAAAUGAACAAACCAUCUCAUGUGACUAUCUGAACAGCCAUCAUAGAUGCAUGAAACUGUUUUGUACAUUUGUGUACUGUUUUGGAUCGCAGGAAUUUGGAGCUUUUAAAGGUGUUCUGUAUUUACGUGGCUCCAUUUUGCCCUUGAUUCCAGGAACUUGUCGUUGGAUGUGCAACAUGCUGAAUGCACCGGCAGCCGAUAGAAAUAAGGACCCGAUCCUUUCUGUUUUAAAAAGCAGACUAACAUCAGACCGACAUCUGGACGCUUUGGAAAUAUCCUCAGGCACAGGACAACAUGUGGCAUACUUUGCCAAAGCAUUUCCCAAUAUUACAUGGCAACCAUCUGAAGUUGAUGCACAGUCCAUAUCGAGUGUCGAGGCGUAUCGACAACAUCAUAAACUGCAGAAUGUGAAGCCACCUAUCCAUCUCGAUGCGUCACAACGUUGGGAGAACUGGGGUGGAAUUCAGGCUGAGUCAUGUGACCUUGUUGUGAAUAUCAACAUGAUGCACAUCUCACCUCUGGCCUGCACAAAGGGUUUGUUUAAUGCUGUUGGAAAAAUACUAAAGCCUCAAGGAUUGCUUCUGACUUAUGGGCCAUAUGCUUUCAAUGGAUCGAUUACUCCUCAGAGCAAUGUUGACUUUGACCACAGCUUAAGAUCAAGAAAUCCAGAGUGGGGUCUAAGAGAUGUGUCUUUAUUGACAUUACUUGGCCAAGACAAUGGACUACGACUGGAGGAAAUAGUUGAUAUGCCUGCCAACAACAAGUGCCUAUUGUUUCGCAAAGACAGCGUGGUUUGAUACAACAUCAGUUUGUAUAGUGUCACACUGUGUUUGCAUUUCUGUACAUUCUGGACUGGUUGAAUUUCAAAGAUACUAAAUAAUAAUAAUAGAACGCUUCUCCAAGUCAAUGGAUUAGGUUAAGACAUGUCUGCACUAGACUCUGUAAACAGCAAGCAAAGUCUGUGGCACUUUCUGUCUGCCAAUCAUUUUCACGUUCUCAUAGUGUUGUAGUUGCAGUGAAUUAUUGAGACUUAAUGCCAUUUUUAUGCCAUGUUGUUCAUAACAGUUGUCAGUUGAGGGCUGUUUUGCUGCAGUUGUCUUUGACAACAGUUUCUGCCCAAUGUCGCUCUCAAUAAAGCUUAUUUAGUAUCUUAAGAGUGCAGGGUUUUGGAAAGAGGGGCGGGCUAAUACAGUGGCUCAGUUUGUGGAAAUACUAGAACUGCUAAAACGCUUACAGCACCUUUAAUCUGUGUUGAUACAAUAGUUGCUUUUUGGAGCUAUCGGUUAUUGGCAAAUAUCUAUGCCAAUAGUUGUUAGAACGCAAUGGUUCUACGGUAUUACAGCAGCCUCUAAAGGUGAAAAUAAAAACAAUUAAUGAUACCCUGUGAGGAGUUACUGUAUCUAAAUAUUUUCCAUUGACAAUAUUCAUCCAUAUUUGUAUUCUCACUUCAAUGCAUUUAUUAUUUUGAUUAUAUAACACAGUGUGACACAUUUUUAUAUACUCUACUUAUGCCUCAAAAGUUUAGAAAAUAGCUAUUAUUCCCCACAAACCUUACUUUUAUGACCAGGACAGUGAUAUUUAGAAAUGUCCCAAUUUUCCAGAACAUUCCAGAUAGAUUCAGUGCUGAGUAACUUCUAGAACUUUAUAAAUAGUAGUAUAUGUAAAUACAGGGGCCUUAAUCCUACAAGUUUAUUUCCAGCUGCCUAAGUGGAUAAAUAUCUGCAUAUUCUGAGAUGGCAUCAAGAGGCGAGGAAGACGUUGUGGAUCCAGAUGACAAUUUCAGAGGUGGAGUAGAGGAGAGAAACCCAUACUACCCCAACCAAAAAGACCUCCACUUGAUUGGUGUCCAAUGUCAAGCUUUUGACAUCUAGGCUCAAGCAGUGGAACUUGUUGGAUGAAAGUAUGCAAGUCACAGAUCAGAGGAAGGCCAACCUUUUUCCUGCUGCUUCACCUGUCAAGAUGAGCUCUGCUUCUGCCACAAUGUGACCAGUCGGUUUGGGGCAAUCUGAAUUGCCUGUACCAUAAUGGUAUCAAGGACCCGUCUCUUUCCCUGGCUCACUCGGUGCACCUCAAAGAGGAUUACAACAGCAUCAAGACCUUGCUGGUUGCCUUGAAGUAUGAUGAGUACAUUUGGGGGCUGAUUCAAGAAAGUGAUUUACAGUAGAAUCGUAAAUAUCAAAAACUACUAAUUUUUGUAUUACUUUAGUAUAAAUGCAUGUUAAUUUGGAUUCAUGUUGUUUUUUUCUGAUUUGUGAAUGAAAAGACGUUGAAAAUGUCCCAGUUUUCUCAUUGGAAAUAGGUACAUUUCAAAAUAUCACUGUCCUGGUCACAAAAGCAAAGUUUGUGGGGAAUAAUUGCCAUUUUCUAUACUGUUGAGGCAUAAGCAAUUAGGAAAUAAUACUUAUUAACCAGCAACAAAAAUUGUGUUACGCCAUGUGUUCUAAAUUAAAGUAAGUUUAAUUAAAAAUUAAAAAUGUGACCAAUAUAUAUAUAUAUCUCUCUAUCUCUGGCUAUAAAAGGCUUAAUUUGGUAGAUAUUUCAAAAAUAAAGUAU